CUGGGAGCAGGGCCCCCACCCGCCAUGGCCAGCGUGGUGGUGAAGACGAUCUGGCAGUCCAAAGAGAUCCACGAGGCUGGGGACCCCCCUGCGGGGGUCGACAGCCGCUCCCAGAUUGUCCCCGAGGCUCCUGGGGUGGUGACCAGCCCAGCUAAAGGGGCCUCGAAGAAAAAGAAAGCCGUGUCGUUCCUCGGGGUGGAGCCUCGGAUGUCCCACGAGCCCAUGCACUGGUGCCUGAACCUCAAGCGGUCCUCAGCCUGCACGAACGUGUCCCUGCUCAACCUGGCUGCUGUGGAGCCCACCGACUCCUCCGCGACAGACUCCAUCACCGACGACAGUGGCUUGCUGGCCCUGCCCUCCGCCUCCCCCACCCCACCCUGGGCUCCAGAGGACCCAGACAUCACGGAGUUACUGAGCGGGGUCAACAGCGGAUUGGUUCGUGCCAAAGACUCCAUCACCAGCUUGAAGGAAAAGACGACCCGGGUGAAUCAGCACGUGCAGACACUGCAGAGUGAGUGCUCUGUGCUGAGUGAAAACCUAGAGAGAAGGCGGCAAGAGGCGGAAGAACUAGAAGGGUACUGUACUCAACUCAAGGAGAACUGCCGGAAGGUGACCCGAUCGGUGGAAGAUGCGGAAAUAAAAACCAACGUCCUGAAGCAGAACUCUGCCCUGUUGGAGGAGAAGCUGCGCUACCUUCAGCAGCAGCUGCAGGAUGAGACCCCCCGGAGGCAGGAGGCCCAGCUGCAGGAGCUGGAGCAGAAGCUGGAGGCGGGCCUCUCCAGGCAGGGCCUGAGCCUUGUCGCCCCGCCCCCGGGCUGCUCUGGGCCGCCAGGCAGCCCUGAUGAGCCCCCACGACAGCGGAGCCUGGCCCCAGGGGGCCGGGGACUGGGACCCCGAGCAGGGGAAGGCCUCGUCAUGAGCGACCAGGAGUUGCAGAAGGUGUCUGCAGGCCUUGAGGAGCUCAGGAGGGAGGUGUCCUCCUUGACUGUCCGGUGGCAUCAGGAGGAGGGGGCCGUGCAGGAGGCCCUGCGGCUGCUUGGGGGCCUGGGUGGCAGGCUCGAUGGCUUCCUGGGCCAGUGGGAGCGAGCACAGCGUGAGCAGGCACAGACCGCGCGAGGCUUGCAAGAACUACGGGGCCGAACUGAUGAGCUGUGCACUAUGGUGGAGCGGUCAGCAGUGUCUGUGGCUUCACUGAGGAAUGAUCUGGAGGGGCUGGGCCCAAUGAAACCGAUCCUGGAGGAGCUGGGGCGGCAAUUUCAGAGCUCUCGAAGAGGGUCUGACCUCACCAUGAGCCUGGAUCGGAUCCCCCAAGGCCCCUGCACCCGCUGCGCUAGCCAGGGGCAGCAGUUGUCCACAGAGUCCCUGCAGCAGCUGCUGGAGCGCGCGCUGACCCCGCUGGUGGACGAAGUGAAGCAGAAGGGCCUGGCUCCUGCUUGCCCCAGCUGCCAGAGGCUACACAAGAAGAUUCUGCCCGGUCAGGCAAGCCCAGCCGCGCCUACACUCCUCUCCCCAGGAGCUGGAGCGCCAGGCCUUGGCCAAACACGUCAGGGCAGAGGCCCUGAGCUCCACCCUUCGGAUGGCCCAAGACGAGGCCCUGCGGGCCAAGAACCUACUGCUAACGGACAAGAUGAAGCCGGAGUGAGGAAGGAGGCUGAGGGCAAGGGAGGAGGGGAGAAGGUGGCCUCUCUGGACUAUCUGCACUUGAAAAUGUGCUCCCUCCACGACCAGCUCAGCAACCUGCCACUUGAGGGGUCCACGGGGACAAUGGGGGGAGGAGGAAGUGGCGGGGGAACUCCCCCGAAACGUGGGGGGCCCAACUCCUGAACAAUACAUGACUCCUCAUGCUGGCAUGAAUUCUAUCUCCUUUGUUGGCCCCCGAAGAGGGCUAGUGAAUCGGAGGCGCACUGUGCCCCAGUCUCUGUGCUCACAGUGACUCAGUCCUCAGCUAACGGGCUGCCUUGGUUCCGGAGAGAUGCUGAUGCCGGUCCAGUUCUUUGAAAGGUGGCUGGGAGUAAAAAUAAGGUUCUGCAGUGCAGCGUGGGCCAGUCAGCCAACAUUUUUCAGGGUGAUUGUUAUUAGAUAAUUGUCUCUUGCUGCAUAAAAAAAUGACCCCCCCGGCCCUGCUUGGUGUGGCUCAGUGGAUUUGAGUGCUGGCCUGUGAACCAAAAAGUCAUUGGUUUGAUUCCGGUCGGGGCACAUGCCUGGGUUGCGGGUCAGGUCCCCCAUCUGGGGGCAUGUGAGAGGCAACCACACACUGAUGUUUGCCUCCCUCUUUUUCUCCUUCCCUCCCCCUCUCUAAAAAUAAAUAAAUAAAAUCUUUAAAAAAAUUAUCCCCCAAAAUUAG
Messenger RNA from Artibeus jamaicensis (Jamaican fruit-eating bat), 2344 nucleotides. RefSeq names its product testis specific serine kinase substrate (gene TSKS). Bases 25 to 1824 code for a protein of 599 amino acids. Gene Ontology annotation, cellular component: centriole. The record is from RefSeq and is a predicted model, not a curated record. Gene Ontology annotation, molecular function: protein kinase binding. Lineage: Eukaryota; Metazoa; Chordata; Mammalia; Chiroptera; Phyllostomidae. The transcript is spliced from 11 exons.